Colias croceus (clouded yellow) is the source of this 796-nucleotide messenger RNA. It is a transcript of the gene trsn, whose product is annotated as translin. The transcript has 7 exons. Gene Ontology annotation, biological process: RNA metabolic process. NCBI's taxonomy places the organism in Eukaryota, Metazoa, Arthropoda, Insecta, Lepidoptera, Pieridae. Gene Ontology annotation, molecular function: sequence-specific DNA binding; RNA binding; single-stranded DNA binding. Bases 93 to 776 code for a protein of 227 amino acids. Gene Ontology annotation, cellular component: nucleus; cytoplasm. The record is from RefSeq and is a predicted model, not a curated record.
AAUUUAUUCGUGAAUUCGCAAGAAGGGCAAGAAGAAUUCAUAAACAUUAUCCUGUGUUGUAUUGUAUUAGAUUGUUAUUGAAAACAAAUACAAUGAGUACCAAUCACAUUAUUAACACUAUAUUCGGUGAAUUCCAAAAGAGUUUAGAUCAAGAGCAAGAAUUGCGUGAAGUUAUAAGAGGUAUAUGCAAAGACGUAGACCAGAUUUCGCGUGAAGCCACUACAGUAUUACAAGUGAUACACCACGAUGAAGCCGCUGUUUCAGCGGCCUGCCUCAAAGCUCGUGAAUUAUUUGAGAAAGCUAAUGCAGGGUAUGGAAAACUGAUGGAAGUGGUACCAGCUGCGGAAUAUUAUAAGUACCAAGAUCACUGGAGGUUCAUGACUCAACGGUAUUGCUAUCUCAUUGCAUUGACUAUUUGGCUGGAAACUGGGAUACUAGCUACACAUGAGACAGUCGCUUCUGUGCUUGGCGUGAGCGCAGAAGAAAGCAAAGAUGGCUUCCACUUGGACAUUGAAGACUAUCUAGUGGGAUUACUGAAUCUUUGCACAGAGCUGUCGCGUCUCGCAGUAAAUUCAGUGACUCGAGGCGAUUACAACAAGCCGUUGCAAAUAUCUAAAUUUGUUAUGGAACUCAAUGCUGGUUUCAGAUUAUUAAACCUCAAGAACGAUCACUUGCGCAAGCGGUUCGACGCGCUCAAGUAUGAUGUGAAGAAAAUUGAAGAAGUUGUCUAUGAUCUCAGUAUUAGGGGCCUUUUGCCGAAAACCAGUGAAAAUUGAAUAAAUUUUGUAGUUUAAAA